GAUUUCAAAUAUACAAUACUCUUGUUGAUCUUGAAGUUUGUAGCUUUUGUUUUUCGAAAUCAAAACCAUGUCUACCUUUAUUUUAAACCCAUUAUGUCACAUUGUUACACCAUCCAUUACCACUAAAUUUAACCUAAAUGACCCAAAUAAUAAGCUGCUUUUUUCUAAAUCAAAUAAAAGUAGUAGUAAUUUGCAUCUAAGAAAAUCCUCCAAUAAUUCUUCUCUUGCUGUGAAAUGCAUCAAGGAAGAAGGAAAAGUUGGGAGUGUUAAUGAGCAUCAUCAAAAGCACAAUUUAGUUGUGGAAAACAUUCCUCCUCCUACACAACUACCUUUUUAUGAUUUGGAAAGAGAUGAUUUCCCUCAUGAUUUUCUCUUUGGUGCCUCCACUUCUGCCCUUCAGAUUGAAGGACAAGGGAAUGAAGGUGGAAGAGGGAAAGGUACUUGGGACUCCAUGAUCGAAGCCAACAAAGGGAGGAAAGCUGUUGAUUCCUACAACCUUUAUAAGGAAGAUGUUAAGUUGUUGAAAGAAAUGGGCAUGAAUACGUACAGAUUCUCCAUUUCUUGGUCAAGGAUAUUGCCAAAUGGUACUAUUCGUUCGGGCGUAAAUGAAGAUGGCAUAAAUUUCUACAACUACUUAAUUAAUGAAUUAAUUGAAAAUGAUAUUACUCCUAUGGUUACAUUACUCCACUUCGAUCUGCCUCAAAUUAUACAGGACGAAUUUGGAGGCUUCUUGAGUCCACACAUCAGAGAACUGUUUAAGGAAUAUGCAGAUCUAUGCUUUAAGAAAUUUGGCGAUCGAGUAAAGUGUUGGGGGACAAUUAAUGAGCCUCUAAUUUAUGUUUACCUUGGAAAAAAGAUGGGAUUUCCUCCUCAACUACAGAUUGAUACUGAAGCUCCCUAUAUUGCUUACCAUAAUAUUAUCUUAGCUCAUUCUGAGGCUGCAAAACUCUACAAGCACAAAUAUCAGAAAAAGCAAGGCGGGAAAAUUGGAAUUUCAUUGCCAAUUCAAUGGUCUAUGCCAUUUAAUCAACAUGAUUCUAUGGAUUUAGCUGCAACGGAAGCGUGUUUGGAUCUCUCCGUUGGUUGGUUUAUGAAUCCUCUUGUGCACGGCGAUUACCCAGAAUGGAUGAAAAAUAACGUACCAGGACUCCCAAAGUUCACGAACGAGGAAAAGGAGCUAGUGAAGGACGCUUAUGAUUUUAUCGGUAUAAAUUACUACUCUUCAAGAUACAUCCAACAAUCUUUCUCUUAUGAUGGUAUGACGGGCGAAGUUACGAUUUCUUUCAAGACCCAAACUGAAAAUGUUGAGAAGAAGAAUCUUGGGAAGCCAGCUGAAGGGCGAAAGGAUAUUUAUGAUCAUCCUAAUGGACUUAAGCAAUUGCUACUUCACAUGAAGAAAAAGUAUGGUAAUCCUGAAGUAUAUGUGACUGAAAAUGGUAUCUCUUCACAACCUACAAUAUCAGGUUCAAUUAAGGAUUUGAUUAAACAUGGAAAAUAUAAUGAACUGCAAGACGCAUUUUAUGAUUACGAUAGAAUCAAGUAUGCAGCUGGCCAUCUUAUUGCUGUUCGUGAUGCAAUCAGGGAGGGAGCAAACGUCAAGGGCUAUGUGGUGUGGUCGUUGUUGGACAAUAUGGAAGUGGGAAGUGGUUAUGAUGUUCGCUUUGGUCUCAACUUUGUAGAUUAUUUUGAUAAUCACAAGAGAUAUCCAAAGUUAUCUGCUAUAUGGCUCACUAAGUUUCUUAAAUCUCAUAUAGUUGGAUACUAAUGGUUCUAUAAUUGUGAUACUUUACAAAAUUGUAUGAGUACUAUUGUUUUUUGGUUAUUCGGUGUAUCAUGUACGUGAUGAACUUGUAGCAAGACAUAUAAUGGUUACUUUUGUUCGUCUCUUUCUUGGUUUUGCAAAUAAAUGGCUCGGAUGUGCCAUUGGUGUUUGGUUGUAAUUUUGAAAUUAACUUUAUAUUUUAAAGAAAUGAAGUAUGAAUUUAUUCUAUGUA
Messenger RNA from Chenopodium quinoa (quinoa), 1994 nucleotides. RefSeq names its product beta-glucosidase 13-like. The record is from RefSeq and is a predicted model, not a curated record. Gene Ontology annotation, biological process: carbohydrate metabolic process. Bases 68 to 1765 code for a protein of 565 amino acids. Gene Ontology annotation, molecular function: beta-glucosidase activity. Lineage: Eukaryota; Viridiplantae; Streptophyta; Magnoliopsida; Caryophyllales; Amaranthaceae. The transcript has 11 exons.